UUCCUCAAAUUAAAAAAAGUUUAAAGUAAGUUCGUAGCAAAACAAAGACGGGGAAGCUAAAAACUAUGAGUGAAACGGGGCUAGCGACGCAGAAUAAUGUAACCGUGGAGAAUGGGAACUGCUUCGACAUCCUAAAGGUGUCCAAUCUCUUUGAGAGCAGCCUCCUGGACGAGAAUGACGUACAAAUGGACGCCUACUUGGCAGCCUACGAGGAGAUAAUGAAGUUCUUCCAGCUUAUGGGCAGUGUCUUCAGUUUUGUCAGCAGCGAUGUGCGCAGUAAAAUAGAUAUUUUAUACGCCCUGAGAGCCAAGGACACGGAGGAGCUGGAGCACUUUAGUACCUUCAGGACCAUGUUGGAGUACGAAAAGGAGGCCCAGUUGCUCAAUCAGAAGGGCUACGUGUCCGGGAGUCGUACCCUGCUACGCCUUCAUCGCGGUCUAGACUUUGUCUACGAGUUCCUCAACCGGAUCCAGGCGAUAGCCGACGACCAGAAGACCGUGGACGUGUGCAAGGCAGCCUAUGACGACACCCUGGGCAAAUAUCACUCAUUCCUCAUCCGCAAAGGAGCCCGUUUGGCCAUGUAUGCCAUGCCCACGCGGGGCGAUCUCCUAAAAAGAGUCUGCUUUGAUAUCCAGUUGGCCAAGGAGCACCUGCCGACCAUGCUGGAGCACAUGCGGACCAACUACGACCGCACGGAGCAGCUCUAUACGCUUCACGAUCUACACAGCCUGCCUUAGAACCUACCACGUAUAUGGGUUGCUCCAAAGAUCUGAUAAAGUAACAUAUGUUCCGUAACUUUUACAUUUAUAACACGAUAUUAUACUUCUACUAGAUGAAUAUGAAUGGAUAUCACUUUAUCAGAUCUUGUGACUACCCCAACCUAGUCUAUGUAGCAAAAUCUGUCUGUGUUGAAUGUGUAACUGCAAGUAUUUGUUUUCUGAAGCCUGUAAGUUUUAAUUUUGCAUUUGAAAUUGCCUGUAAUCGCUCAUCUAUCGCCUUGCCCACAGGCUGUGCAAUGUUUCCCAAAUCCCCCGUAAUAUAAAACCAUAAAAGCUUUAGUCAUGAAUGAAAAA
Drosophila biarmipes is the source of this 1073-nucleotide messenger RNA. Its product is annotated as ceramide-1-phosphate transfer protein. NCBI's taxonomy places the organism in Eukaryota, Metazoa, Arthropoda, Insecta, Diptera, Drosophilidae. Bases 66 to 737 code for a protein of 223 amino acids. The transcript is spliced from 3 exons. The record is from RefSeq and is a predicted model, not a curated record. Gene Ontology annotation, biological process: ceramide transport; intermembrane lipid transfer. Gene Ontology annotation, cellular component: membrane; cytoplasm; cytosol. Gene Ontology annotation, molecular function: ceramide 1-phosphate transfer activity; ceramide 1-phosphate binding.